Drosophila pseudoobscura is the source of this 1691-nucleotide messenger RNA. RefSeq names its product pyruvate dehydrogenase [acetyl-transferring]-phosphatase 1-like protein, mitochondrial (gene Pdp). Gene Ontology annotation, molecular function: [pyruvate dehydrogenase (acetyl-transferring)]-phosphatase activity. The coding region runs from base 28 to 1449 and encodes 473 amino acids. Gene Ontology annotation, biological process: protein dephosphorylation. The transcript has 4 exons. The record is from RefSeq and is a predicted model, not a curated record. NCBI's taxonomy places the organism in Eukaryota, Metazoa, Arthropoda, Insecta, Diptera, Drosophilidae. Gene Ontology annotation, cellular component: mitochondrion.
UAUAUGUGCCGACACUCGCCUACAUAGAUGUUUAAGUUUGUGCUAAACGACGCCGCUACCUGUGUGCGCAACAAUGUGCGAGACUUCAGCCUCAACGCUCUACGUCUCCUGCCGCACCUGCCUCAGCUGAGUCCCUACGAUGUGAAUCUGCAGCUGCGGGAGAACGAAUUUGUGUACAACUUCCCCGUGGAUGGGAUUGUGCGCAGCUACGAGACGAACCAGUUGGGCUCCAAUUCCCCAUGCGAGGACUCCCGCACCGAGGCCAGUCUGCUUCACAGAAAUGGCUUCAUUUGCGGCAUAUUCGAUGGCCAUGGCGGCGCCGCCUGCGGCCAGGUUGUGUCCAAGCGUCUCCUGCGCUAUGUCUCUGCGGCCACGCUGCCCCGCCAGGUGCUCAAGGAGCACAUCAAGCAGAACUGCAACAGCCAGUCCUUCCUCAAGUGUCACAACGACAACGUGGACUUCGUCAACGAGAUCAAGCCCAUCUAUGAGCACAGUUUCCAGAAGUACAUCAAACAACUCUCCCAGACACCGCAGCGGGACGUGGGCAGUGAACUGGUGCAUGCCUUUCUCCAACUGGACGAGGCACUGUCGCACGAGGCGCUGGCCACCAUCGAUGUGCGCACCAUGGGUGUGGCGCUGUCGGGUGCCGUGGCGUGUCUGGUCCAUUUGGAGGGACUGCAACUGCAUGUGGCCAGCACUGGGGACUGUGGCGCCGUUCUGGGCGUCCUCGAUCCCCAGACGAGUCAAUGGCAACCAAAGAAACUCAACAUCGAACACAAUGCUGACAACAUGACCGAGGUGAAGCGCAUUCUCGACGAGCACCCCAAGGAGGAGCACGACACGGCCAUACGUAAUGGCCGGCUGCUUAGCCAGCUGGCGCCGCUGCGCGCCUUUGGCGACUAUCGCUACAAAUGGUCCCUGGAUAUCAUGCAGAAGAAGGUGGUGCCCCUGAUCGGGGAGCAGGCGAUGGCACCCAACUAUUAUACGCCGCCGUACCUGACCGCCCGGCCCGAUGUUCAACAGCACGAGCUGAGCGUCAACGAUAAGUUUCUAGUCAUAGCCAGCGAUGGCCUGUGGGACUUCCUCUCGCCCAGCGAGGUAGUCAGCCUCGUGGGGGAGCACAUCAACUCGAAGAAAAUACUGGAGCCAAUGCGACUGCCCGAGGGCAAUCCCACGCUCCAGCAAAUCUCCGAUCAGCUGGCCGAACGCAAAGCUGGUCUUACACGUAAGCCGAUCGAUCAGAAUGCUGCCACACAUCUGAUCCGGAAUGCACUGGGUGCCACCGAUUAUGGGAUUGAGCACUCGAAGAUCUCGUAUUACCUGUCGCUGCCCAAGGAUGUGGUGCGUCUGUAUCGCGAUGAUAUCACAAUCACUGUCAUUUACUUCAACACGGAACACAUAGCCCGGCUCCGAGAUGCCGGUACUGGGAUCAGUGCGCCGGCAGCGUGAUCCCCCCGUUACAGACUUGUUUUCUUUCCGCUCCGCUUGUGUGUAUGUAUAUUUAUUACCUGUACCGGCCGGUACCCGCCGCCACUAUCUCUCUCUGUUUCAGUGGCCCAACUAAAAGCCUAAAGCCCAAAGGCUGAAGCCUAUAGCCUAUAGCCUAUAGCUAAUCCCUAGGCUAAGUGUUUGCGUUUAAGUUUGUUUCACACUUCUUUGGACAGUAAAUCCUUUCACUCUUAAAUCGAGAA